Ilyonectria robusta is the source of this 1262-nucleotide messenger RNA. RefSeq names its product glycosyl hydrolase. The coding region runs from base 244 to 1212 and encodes 322 amino acids. Gene Ontology annotation, biological process: carbohydrate metabolic process. Gene Ontology annotation, molecular function: arabinan endo-1,5-alpha-L-arabinosidase activity. NCBI's taxonomy places the organism in Eukaryota, Fungi, Ascomycota, Sordariomycetes, Hypocreales, Nectriaceae. The record is from RefSeq and is a predicted model, not a curated record. The transcript has 3 exons.
AUUGGUACUCCUAGAUUAAAGGACAGCGAGGGAGGAGCGCUGUUUGAAGAGAUCCCCUGUAGCCACACGACUUUCUUGCGGCUCCGUGAGUUCCGGCUCUCGUAUUGGAGUGCUUAAUGGCUUGUCAAGGAGGGAGGUACCGGCGCGAGGCAGUCUAUAAGGAUUCCAGCUCUGGCCGCUCGGCUUUCACGAGACUUCUUCUACCAACCCUUCGGCUCUUCCUCAGGUCAUCGCUCUGUCACCAUGGUCAAGAUAUCGUCCCUCCUCUCCGGCCUGGCUCUGUCCAGUGGCGUUUUCGGCUACGCCAACCCCAAGGCUUGCUCAGGGGUUUGCAACAACGCGCACGACCCGUCCAUCAUCCGACGUUCGGAUGGCACAUAUUUCCGCUUCUCUACCGGCGGACGUAUCGCCAUUCACACAGCGCCGGCGAUAGAAGGUCCCUGGACCUAUAAGGGCGCCAUGCUUCCGAAGGGCUCGGCCAUUAAUCUUCCUGGAAACCAGGAUCUCUGGGCCCCGGACGUCAUCCAGAUCGGCGACCUGUACUACGUCUACUACACUGUCAGCGCAUUUGGCUCGCAGAACUCGGCCAUCGGUCUAGCUCGCUCCUCCUCCAUGGACGUGGGCAGUUGGACCGACGUCGGCGCCACCGGCGUGCGCUCCGAUAGCUCCAAGCCAUACAAUGCCAUUGACUCCAACGUCUUCAAGGAUGGCAGCACGUGGCGCAUGUAUUUUGGAAGCUGGUGGAAGGGCCUUUAUACCGUGCCCAUGAAGAACACCCCAACCGCCGCCGCCAGCGGUGGUGGUUCAACCCAGUUGGUCUAUGAGCCUGUGACGACGGCUAUUGAAGCUCCGUACCUGUACAAGAACGGCAACUACUACUACUUAUUCUACUCCCAGGGCAAGUGCUGCGGCUUCGACGCGGACAGACCUGCUGCUGGCAAGGAGUAUAAGAUCAUGGUUUGCCGAUCGACCUCGGCCACAGGCGGAUUCGUCGACAAGAAAGGAAAGUCCUGCGCCAGCGGUGGCGGCUCAGUUGUGCUCGAAUCCCAUGGAUGGGUCUAUGGACCUGGUGGCCAGGGCGUGUACAAAGACCCUAAAUAUGGAGCGGUCCUGUACUACCACUAUGUGGACACCAGAAUCGGAUAUGGUGAUGGCCAGAAGAAAUUUGGCUGGAACACCAUCGAUUUCUCCAGCGGUUGGCCCACCGUCUAAUUGUCUCCCCCUUUAUGUAUAUAUACACACGUAGACCGUGUUUACCUUCG